This is a messenger RNA of Candidula unifasciata, 1355 nucleotides long. NCBI's taxonomy places the organism in Eukaryota, Metazoa, Mollusca, Gastropoda, Stylommatophora, Geomitridae. The record is from the annotation of a GenBank genome assembly.
UGUGCACGGUUUGUGACGAAACCCAGUAUGUGGCAGCGGAGUGUAAUACACGCAGGGAUACAAUCUGCUUUGAUGCUUCAUAUCCAAUGGGGAUUAUUCCCAUGAACCAGUCUCAUUUGCCAGAUGACGGCACGGAAAUCUCCGUGAACCACUCUUCCAACGUCUUCAUGGAGCGUUUAGUCAACAUGGACGCCUUAGAAACAGCCAUGUAUGUGACUAACAAUCAGCAGAGCUUGGACUUCGCCUGGCCUCGAACCUCUGGUCUGGACAUAGCGGUCAGUAUCUCGGACGUCUACCUGGUCCCAGAUUACCACGACAUGGAGGCCGUGGACGAUACGGCCUUGUUUCACCGGUUGUCUGACCCCAGUCAGAAGAGCAGGUUUUACUAUAAUCACGUUCAGUCUCACUACUGUAGGCACCCUCUACCAGACUACUACUCUAUACAGAUGGAGCUGAUCGCCAACAGAACCUCCACUGCCCAGGUGGUCAGAUGCGACUCCCAGGAUGAGUCCGUGACCAGAUGCCCUGGUCACUUCAAAGACGGGGAUCGAUACCUCAAGUGGAACAUUAACUCACCUUGCCCUAGUUACAUGACGACCAAACUGGCUCCACUAAAGGAUGGUCCAAACAGCGUGGUGUGUACAGAAGAGACGGACAUACUUCGCCAGGUUUUCCACCGUUCCCGCCCAACAACUCAGGAGUACAUGUUCCCUUCCAGAGAGUGUGAGCUAUACAGGCAGAAGUGUGACCAGUGUCUGAAAUCUUCCACGUGCCCCUCAAACAGUACCAGCCAAUGCUGCGGGAUUCACUGUUACUGGCAGACGUUUUGUAAGAAAACAUUCAGUCCAGACUGCCCACUUCCAUCGGUGGAAUGUGCUACAGGGGAGGUAAACAUCUUUUCACUGUUCCCCCAUUUUGACUCCUUGGAUUACCAGUUUGCCUGCCACCUGAGGUACGUUCCACCACAGAAACUGUACAGCGUCAGCUAUACUAUCAACAUCCCCAGCGUCAACUUCAACACAACAUCUCAACAUUUCACUGUGGCCUCAAAUUCCAGAGGAGAGCAUGAGAGAAGAAUAUCACAUUUUGAUUUUAUAACAGCCCUGCAUGACACCCGCAUCAAAGUGCCGGAAGAGCUCAUCCUAAUUGGCAACCACAAUGAGCUAAAGCAUUACCACGCCCGGCUCAUGCAGCCGUAUGCCAUCCGAGAACUCAAGACGGCCAGCGAUUUGAAGAAAGAGAAGAGCAGCUCCAAGGGUAAUACGUCAAGAGCUGCUUAUGUACAGUUUGAGAAGCCUUUCUUGUUUAGUUCACGGUCUUGGUACAAGGAUGGCUGUCGUAAAAAUGUGUCUCAG